CUCCGUACCGUUAUGCUCACCAACCUCCCACUUGAAACGGCACUCAGAGAUGUGUUGGCGAGAGUUAGAGGUGGUGAGGUGCUAAGUGCGAGUUUGUUUGACACUCGAAGUAUCACAUCCUCUCUAUCAGCGAGAAUCGUGUUCCGUCAGAAAGUCGCUGCUGAGGAAUACGUUCUUUACUGCAGCCAACAUCCUCUCGCUUUCCCCUCCAGCUCCACUUCCGAAUCCGACUCCUCCACCUUGACUCCCGCAACCGUAACGAUCCUUUCAACGCCAACAUACCCUUUGAAUCCCCGGAUCCUCGGCCGCCUCAUCUUCCACGCGCAAACUCGUUGCCUCUCCCUCCCCUCCUUCCCACCCUCAUCCUCUCUAAAUGAGUUAGAGAGACAACUGAGUGCUGGGAAUGGCAGGAGAGCAGAUAUGUUGGUCGAGAUGUGGAUCGAUGAAGACGGCACUCUACACUUACACUUCUCAGACGUGCUUUCGGCGGACGCUGCGUAUAGGAUCCUUACACGUGUUCCCGCGUACCGUGGUCUCGAGGUCUUGUUUUCGGAUGAUCCUUGCGCUGGUCCCGUUGAAGAACUCAGUCUUCCAGUCGAGCCGAGACCGCCGGUGCUGCCUAAGAACUGGGCGGGGCUUCAGAAGCGUGCUAUGGGUGGAUGUGCAAAUGGAGAUGGAGAUGAGGUUGUGAAGGGAGGGGAAGGUGGGGAGCGGAAGAGACUUGCUGCUCUCUCGAAUCAGAAAGUCGAGAUCCCGAGUUUUAGCGGCCGGGGGUUGCAGGGGGACAGCUGGGCGGAUGAGGUUCUUGAGGAGCUGGAGGGGGAGUGUCCUGCUUCGGAUUUACUUCAAACGACGACUUCUCGUGUUGAAAUGGAAGUUGAGAUUGGGGGCAAGGAAGGGGCUGGAGUCGCGGCACCGCCGAACUCACCUACGCAUGGUUUUGCAGAGAUGGAGAAUGGCGUAGUUAAUGGAGAAGGAGAGUGCGACAUUAACGCGAUAUUGGUUCGGAAUGUCAACGAAAUGAUGCUCCAGGGUGGCGAGGCGUGGUGGAAAGACGAAGGCCUCACCAAAGCCCCUGUGGGAUUGGCGGGCAGCAAGUAUGCGCCUCGUGUUCCUUCUUUCGAGGAUGUUGGCGAGAGACAGAGAUCUGGACGUCACGACAGCCAGAAUUCCAACCCUCUAGCCUCUGCCGAACAUGACCUUGUCAACAAAACCGAAACCACGACGGCCGGGGCUACCAACGCGGUAUGCGAAAAUGGCAAUGCUCAGUCGGAGGAAGACAACGAUUCCUACUCCACCUUCUCAAGCAAAGAAAUCGCAAACCACCGCGUCCAACUCCCUCCCUCGCAAACUCUUGUCUCGUUGUUACCAACAAAUCACAAUCUCAACCCCAAGAAACUCAAUAAAUCACCACCGAAAGUCAGCUUGCACGAUCUACUUGCUUCCUCGCCAUCAGCCUCGCCUCCCUCUUCGAACCCCUCAUCCCCACCUUCGAAUCCUCACCACCACCGCAAGAAUAAGAACCUGUACGAGGAAGCAAAUGAGAUGGGUGGGGUAGCCAGAAUGCCGCGCGGUCCAGAAGGCGGUAAAGCUGGAUUCGGAGGGCUGGGGGCCGGAAAGGGGAUCAAUGGGUAUGAUAGCGAGGAAGCGGAGACGGAUGAGCUGAACCUUCGGAUUCCAAGCGAGAAGUUGAGACUCGAUGCUCUUGAUUCACUCUCGCCGGUUUCUGAGGUGCUUAAUCCGGAUGAGAUUUCGCUUUCUCUUUCUGAUGCUGAGGACUCUGAAGACGAGAAGUUCGAGUUGGAGAAACAAGCACGAGUCGAGCAGAUGGUUGCCUGGGAGUUGGUGAGCGCUUGACUAGCGGGUCUCGCUGCGCUUCUUCUUUUCGCGGUUUUGAUAAGAUUGCUGAGAAUUUGAGAUUUGCCAUCAUAUCAUCGAGCUUGCAUGCACGCUCCUCGUUUUCGGAUUUAUGCGGGAGGGGAGGGGAAGGACGGAAGUAAGGGAGGGUGGAUGGUGGGGAACCAGGACUUUUAUGUUUUUCAUUUCAUUUACUUUAUUUCGAUUUAGCAAGCAAAUAGCACACAAGGAAAAGGGGAAAGGCACGCACGGGAAGGGGUAACCAGGGCUUUUACCAGGCAAAGAAGCGAAUAUUAUGAGAUCAGAUCAUGGGCAUGCUGGGAUAUGAGCGCUGAUUUUGUUUCUUUGCAUUUUCAUGAAAAUUACUUUAGAUGGAGAGAGAUUUAUGGCUUGAG
Messenger RNA from Hyaloscypha bicolor E, 2252 nucleotides. RefSeq lists its product as uncharacterized. The transcript has a single exon. The record is from RefSeq and is a predicted model, not a curated record. Bases 13 to 1857 code for a protein of 614 amino acids. Lineage: Eukaryota; Fungi; Ascomycota; Leotiomycetes; Helotiales; Hyaloscyphaceae.